Molecule: messenger RNA, 4713 nt
Organism: Rhizoctonia solani
Lineage: Eukaryota; Fungi; Basidiomycota; Agaricomycetes; Cantharellales; Ceratobasidiaceae
Product: OPT oligopeptide transporter protein
Exons: 17
Coding region: 1-4713 (1570 amino acids)
Biological process (GO): transmembrane transport
Molecular function (GO): oligopeptide transmembrane transporter activity
Source: RefSeq, a predicted model, not a curated record
AUGCGCUUCUCAGUAAACGCGAAACCCGUCUCAUUAAGCGAUAAACCAUCUUCCGGGUCGAGUGACGAAUUCUCACGUCCUUGGGCUAUUGUUGGAUGCCGAUUCCCCAACCGCGAGCUUCCUCCUAUCAGUAGCACAUGCUCGCUGCCUGCCCCUAUUCCUCUGCUCCCGUUGCUGGUUGAGCGUCGCGGUCGCCUCUUCGCCAUGUCUACCAUUAAUGUAGAGAAGACAUCAUCGUCCGGUUCCUUUGAUAAGAAGGAUCCGGAAAUUGGUAUGAAGGUUGAACCGGUGUCCGGCGCUGGCAGUGAGUGUAGCGAUCCGAACCUUGGCGGCACUCAAUUGGAUGGGCUCGAAGAAGACUCGCCUUAUCCCGAAGUCCGUUCUGCGGUCGCCAAUACUGACGACCCAGAUAUGCCAUGUAAUACCCUCAGGGCAUGGAUCCUUGGCAUUAUUUGGGCUAUGAUCCUUCCCGGUCUCAAUCAGUUUUUCUAUUUUCGCUAUCCUUCGGUCACAAUCGGUAAUCUUGUCGCUCAGCUCUUGUCAUUUCCAAUGGGUCGUUUCCUCGCAUUCGUCCUCCCACGAAGGCGUAUAUGCGGAAUAGAUCUCAACCCCGGGCCAUUUUCGAUUAAGGAACACGUAUUGAUUACCGUCAUGGCCACCGUAGGCUCAGGCUCAGCAUAUGCAACCGAUAUCGUGGCCGUGCAGCGUGUGUACUACGGCCAAAUUUGGAACUUCGGCUACCAAUGGAUGAUUGUCAUGAGUACUCAACUCAUCGGUUUUUCUAUCGGUGGUAUCGCUCGCCGUUUCCUUGUCGCUCCCCCUUCCAUGAUCUGGCCCGCCAACCUCGUCUACUGUGCGCUUUUCAACACUCUCCACAGCCAGCAGUACGCCGGCGCUGGAAGCAGAGGAGGCAUAAGUCGCGAACGCUUCUUCCUUUUCGCAUUCUUUGGCAGCUUUGCUUGGUACUUCCUUCCUGGCUACCUCUUCACCGCCUUGUCCUACUUUUCCUGGGUCUGCUGGAUUGCACCGAACAACGUCAAGGUCAACCAGAUGUUCGGCGUGGUCCACGGCCUAGGAAUGUCGCUCAUCACGUUCGACUGGUCGCAGAUCGCAUACAUCGGCUCUCCUCUGGCCACACCAUGGUGGGCAGAAGCAAACGUGUUUGGAGGGUUCAUAUUCUUCUUCUGGUUCCUGACGCCUAUACUCUAUACGAACACCUGUCGUAACGUGAAACGGAUUCUGAACGCGGAUGCUACGCUGAACCUGGCGGCAUACAAAGCCUACUCUCCCCUAUUCUUGUCGACUACAUUUGCCAUCUCUUAUGGGUUGUCUUUUGCCAGCAUAACUGCAACCCUCGUACAUGCUUUCUUGUAUUACCGAAAACAAAUCUGGACCCAAGCCCGCCGGUCGCUUUCCGAGCAACCCGACAUUCAUGCUCGUCUGAUGAGUCGUUACCCUCAGGUUCCCGAGUGGUGGUAUGUGGUGAUCUUUGUGCCGACUGUUAUUUUUGGCCUAGUAUCCAUUGAGGUCUGGCAUACCCAGAUGCCUGUCUGGGCAUUUUUCCUCGCUCUUGUCAUCGCAUUCGUAUACAUCAUUCCUAUUGGCAUGAUUCAAGCCAUUACAAACCAACAGGUCGGCUUGAACGUUGUCACUGAACUUGUCAUUGGCUAUGCUCUCCCUGGGCACCCCAUUGCGAUGAUGAUGUUCAAAACCUGGGGAUAUAUUACCAUGGCACAAGCUCUACAGUUUACAUCAGACUUCAAGCUCGGUCACUAUAUGAAGAUUCCUCCUCGCCCAAUGUUCACCGCGCAAGUUGCUGCAACGGUUAUUGCCGGUACUGUUCAACUCGGCGUACAAGCCUGGAUGUUUACAAAUAUUCCCGGGAUGUGUUCUACCGAUCAACCUGAUGGGUUCAUUUGCCCCUCAACAGAGGUAUUCGGCACCGCGUCCAUCGUUUGGGGUGUGAUCGGCCCGGCGUUGCAAUUCUCCAAGGGACAGCUUUAUUAUGGUCUCGUUUUCUUCUUCUUGUUCGGCACUAUUGCACCCGUCAUCCCUUGGGCUAUCACGCGCAAGUACCCAAACUCGUUUUUCAAAUACAUCAACUUCCCAGUCAUUCUCAGUGGAACUGGCGCGAUUCCCCCUGCAAGCGCAAUCAACUAUGUGCCAUGGGCGAUCGUCGGAUUUAUCUUCCAAUAUGUCAUCCGGAGGAGGCAUUUCCAAUGGUGGACAAAAUAUAAUUAUGUUCUUUCUGCUGGGCUCGAUUCUGGAGUCGCCAUCUCCAUUGUCGUCAUUUUCUUCUGUCUCCAGUAUCCCAAGAAUGGAACUAUUGGCGCCAACAACGUCUUAAAUUGGUGGGGAAAUACGGUGUAUAGUAACACUGCUGACGGACUGGGCACGCCAUUGAAAGUGCUCGCCCCUGGCGAGAAAUUUGGGCCUUCAUCGUGUAACGAACGGGCUUUCACUUUACAGAGUGGACCUGACCUGGGUCUGGGCGAAGAAGCCGAUUGCUUGUCAUCCACCGCCUACCCCAAGCAUCCUCUGCCCCCUUCGCUGGUUGAGCGUUGCAACUACCUCCGCCUCCCCUAUCUCUCCGUAAUGGAAAGCAUUGUUAAUGAGAAUACACCGCGGUCAACCCCUUCGUUUGAUAGGAAGGAUUCGGAGCUCGGCGUCAAGCAUGAGCCGGUAACCAGCGAGGUGGUUGCAGAAGUGACCGGCGCUCAAUUCGACGACCCGAAUCUUGAUCCUGGUCGCCUGGGCGAAUUGGAAGAAGACUCUCCGUACCCAGAAGUUCGCUCUGCAGUAGCAAACACAGAUGACCCGGAUAUGCCUUGUAGCACCAUCAGAGCUUGGAUGCUCGGACUUGUCUGGGCUAUCGUUCUUCCAGGCCUGAAUCAGUUUUUCUAUUUCCGAUAUCCUUCCGUUACUAUCGGUAACCUCGUCGCCCAACUCUUAUCGUUUCCUAUGGGCCGAUUCCUCGCAUACAUUCUCCCCGAUGUCAUGGCCACUGUAGGCGCGGCUCAAGCAUAUGCGACGGAUAUCGUGGCCGUCCAACGCGUCUUCUAUGGUCAGACCUGGAAUUUUGGCUACCAAUGGAUGGUCGUCAUGAGUACUCAGCUCAUCGGCUUUUCUAUCGGCGGUAUUGCUCGUCGCUUCCUCGUUUCCCCUCCUUCUAUGAUCUGGCCCGCCAACCUCGUCUACUGUGCGCUUUUCAACACUCUCCACAGUCAGCAGUACGCCGGCGCUGGAAGCAGAGGAGGCAUAAGUCGCGAACGCUUCUUCCUUUUCGCAUUCUUUGGCAGCUUUGCUUGGUACUUCCUUCCUGGCUAUCUCUUCACCGCCUUGUCCUACUUUUCCUGGGUCUGCUGGAUUGCACCGAACAACGUCAAGGUCAACCAGAUGUUCGGCGUGGUCCACGGUCUAGGAAUGUCGCUCAUCACGUUCGACUGGUCGCAGAUCGCGUACAUCGGCUCUCCUUUGGCCACACCAUGGUGGGCAGAAGCAAACGUGUUUGGAGGGUUCAUAUUCUUCUUCUGGUUCCUGACGCCUAUACUCUACUAUACGAACACCUGUCGUAACGUGAAACGGAUUCUGAACGCGGAUGCUACGCUGAACCUGGCGGCAUACAAAUCUUAUUCACCCCUAUUCUUGUCGACUACAUUUGCCAUGUCGUAUGGUCUAUCAUUUGCUAGUAUCAUCGCGACUCUAGUACACGCGUUUUUGUACUACCGCAAACAAAUUUGGAUACAAGCUCGGCGUUCAUUGUCGGAACAACCCGAUAUUCACGCCCGUCUAAUGAGUCGAUACCCUCAGGUCCCCGAGUGGUGGUAUGCGCUGAUUUUCAUUCCUACUGUCAUUUUCGGUAUUGUUGCUAUUGAGAUCUGGCCCACGCAAAUGCCUGUUUGGGCGUUCUUCCUGGCACUCGUGAUAUCUUUCGUAUACAUCAUUCCUAUUGGUAUGAUUCAAGCCAUUACCAACCAACAGGUCGGCUUGAACGUUAUUACUGAACUUGUCAUCGGCUAUGCCCUUCCUGGUCACCCCGUUGCCAUGAUGUUGUUCAAGACUUGGGGCUACAUCUCUAUGGCUCAGGCUUUGCAAUUUACAUCAGACUUCAAGCUCGGCCACUACAUGAAGAUUCCUCCUCGCCCAAUGUUUGUCGCCCAGGUUGUUGCCACAGUUAUUGCAGGCACCACACAACUUGGCGUGCAGGCGUGGAUGUUUACCAACAUUGCCGGGAUGUGCUCUGAGGAUCAGCCUGAUGGAUUCAUUUGCCCGGCACUCAGGUAUUUGGGACAGCCUCAAUUAUUUGGGCUCCUAUCAUCCCAUGGGCAAUUACACGCAAGUAUCCAAACUCCAUCGUCAAGUAUAUUAAUUUCCCGGUCAUUCUCAGGGACCGGAUCGAUUCCACCCGCGAGCGCAAUCAACUACGUACCAUGGGCAAUUGUCGGGUUCAUCUUCCAAUUCUUAAUCAGGAAGAGACACUUCCAAUGGUGGGCAAAGUACAAUUACGUUCUUUCCGCCGCCCUCGAUUCGGGUGUAGCGAUGUCUAUUAUUAUUAUUUUCUUCUGUCUUCAAUACCCCAAGAACGGAGCGAUUGGCGCGAACAACGUUUUAACGUGGUGGGGGAAUACGGUGUAUGAUGAUACUGCAGAUUCGUUAGGAACUCCCCUCAGAGUCCUAUCUCCGGGUGAAAAGUUCGGUCCAUCCGUUUGGUAA